CCCAAAAUCAAAGAAAUCAAUUUCUCUCUCAAACAAUUCACCCACCGGCCAUAAGGGAAGCAAAAACAAGCCUAGACCGAUGGAAGGGGAAAUGAAGAACUUGGUCAAGGUAUGGAUCUCAAUUCUAGCAUCUCUGUGUUACUGCCAUUUCAUAGCUUCCAAGAUCCCCAAAGGCAAUCUUAGGCUCCUUUCUCUCCUCCCAAUUAUUUUCCUCUUCACUAUCAUCCCUCUCUUUCUCUCCUAUGUCCUUCCCAUAGGUAUCACUUUCUUGUUCAUCUCUUGGUUAUGCAACUUCAAGCUCCUCCUCUUUGCCUUUGGUCGAGGCCCUCUUUAUUCUGACCCACCAAAAUCCCUUCUCCACUUCAUCCUCACAGCCUCCCUCCCCAUCAAAAUCAGCCAACAUCAAGAUUACCCAUAUGCAAAAACCCCAAAAUUGCCUCUAAAUUGGCCAACCAAAGUUUUGAUCUCAGCUAUCUUGGUUAGUCUCCAUGACCAUAAAGACCUUGUAUCCACAAAAAUUUUAGUAUUGGUUUAUUCUUGUUUGACGUAUUUUCUGAUAGACAUAGUCUUCGGUGUGAGUAAUGCGAUCGUACGUGCCAUGUUGGGGUUGGAGCUCGUGGCACCCUCCAAUGAACCAUAUCUAUCAACAUCAUUACAAGAUUUCUGGUCUCGGAGGUGGGAUCUCAUGGUAUCGGAUAUCUUGCGUGACACCAUAUAUAACCCCAUUAGGUGGUAUUGUGGAAAAGUGUUGGGGGCCGAUUGGGCUCCCUUACCGGCAGUGCUGGUGGCUUUCCUAGUUUCUGGCCUGAUGCACGAGCUGUUGUUUUUUUACAUCGCACGUGUGAGUCCCUCAUGGGAGAUGACAUCCUACUUCGUGUUGCAUGGAGUGUGUGUGGUGGUGGAAUUUUGUGUGAAGAGGACUUCGGUGGGUAAGUGGCGGUUGCAUUGGACGGUGGCGGCACCAUUGACGGUGGGGUUUGUUUUGGCUACUGCUAUGUGGCUGUUUUUCCCUCCGCUGGUUCGGAAUGGGGUCACGGUGAGAGCCAUUGAGGAAUGCAAGGCUUUGCUUGAUUUUGUCAAGAAUUUGUCACACAAAAUUUUCUAGAUCAAUCAUAGGACGAAGAUGAGUCAUUAAUUGAUGAUUUUGAUGUAAUUUUUUUGAGAAAGGAAUUCAAAUUAGAUCUCUAUUUGGGUCAAGGUAGUACAAUGGGGUCAAUUCUUGUAUAUCAUGUCAUCAUAUUAAGUUCAACUCCCCCAUGUAAUUAAUCUUAAGAAUGGUUUUUUUUUAUUAGUUAAGAAUGCUUGUUAACUAUAAAUUUUCACAAUAUGA
This is a messenger RNA of Rubroshorea leprosula, 1330 nucleotides long. NCBI's taxonomy places the organism in Eukaryota, Viridiplantae, Streptophyta, Magnoliopsida, Malvales, Dipterocarpaceae. The record is from the annotation of a GenBank genome assembly.